Lactuca virosa is the source of this 1925-nucleotide messenger RNA. The record is from the annotation of a GenBank genome assembly. NCBI's taxonomy places the organism in Eukaryota, Viridiplantae, Streptophyta, Magnoliopsida, Asterales, Asteraceae.
CAUUUGUGUUGUGACUUUCAAGUUUCUAACUUCCAAUUGUGAGACUAACAAGUACCAGAACUCAACGUGGAAGUGAAACCACCACAUCUCCACCCAAAUCCACCUUCUUCUUCUUCUUCUUCUUCUUCUUCUUGGUCUCAUCUCUCGACGUUAAUGGCGCAUCUUAGUGCUGCUGCAGCCUCUGUAUCUGCUUCAGCAGUCAUCCCUCCUCUUAACCGUACAUUCGUUCAAUUGGGGAAACUGUUCCAUGGUUCAUCUUUGCUUAAAUUCCAUUCUAAUUCGUUAUUUUUCUCGAGUACACCAAGGAGUAGACAAUUACGUUUUGUUAGUUCUGCAAUUGAGGGGAAAAUUUUAGGGAGCAAUGAAGUUUCUCAAGAAGAAGCUGUGUCGCUUUAUUCAUGGCCUGAUAAAAAGAGGCCAAGGGUGUGCAUACUAGGUGGAGGAUUUGGAGGUCUAUAUACUGCUUUAAGAUUGGAUUCACUAACAUGGCCAGAUGACAAAAAACCUCAGGUGAUACUUGUUGAUCAAUCUGAGCGUUUUGUCUUUAAGCCCAUGUUAUAUGAGCUUCUAACAGGAGAAGUAGAUGCAUGGGAAAUUGCUCCAAGGUUUUCAGAUUUGCUUGUGAAUACUGCUGUUCAAUUUUUAAAAGAUAGGGUGAAAAUACUGAGUCCAUGUGAUCAUUUGGGAAUAAAUGGGCCCACUACUGUAUCUGGUAGUGGAGGAACUGUUCAACUUGAAAGUGGUCUUGUUAUUGAAUAUGAUUGGUUGGUACUUUCUUUAGGAGCUGAACCUAAACUUGAUGUUAUACCAGGUGCUGUUGAGUUUGCAUUUCCAUUUUCGACCCUGAAUGAUGCUUGUAAAGUAAAUGAGAAAUUAACAAAAUUAGAGCGUGAGAAUUUUGGUAAGAAAAAUCCGAUACGUGUGGUGGUGGUUGGACUUGGUUACUCUGGUGUUGAACUGGCGGCAACAGUAUCAGAAAGACUAGAGGGUAAAGGAGUUGUGCAAGCAAUCAGUGUUGACUCAUCAAUUUUACCAAAUGCUCCUUCUGGAAAUAAGGAAGCUGCUUUGAAAGUUCUCAACACGAGGAAAGUUGAACUUCUACUAGGGUAUUUUGUCCGGCGUAUAGGAAAAUCCGGUGAUUUCAGAAGCUCUAUUGAAAAGUCAGAAGUUGAAGAAAAAGUCAAUGAUUCUGAAAAAUUAAUCAUUGAGGUGCAGGCUAAUGAAAAGGGUGCAAAAAGUCAACUUUUGGAAGCUGAUUUGGUUCUAUGGACUGUUGGGAAUAAACCUUUACUUCCUCAAUUGGAACCAAAUGGAUGGCCUUUUGAGCUUCCUGUUACUGGUAGAGGACAAGCAGAAACAGAUGAAACCCUUCAAGUGAAAGGGCAUCCACGUAUUUUUGCUGUUGGUGAUUCUUCUACUUUGAGAGACUCCAAAGGAAAAGUGCUUCCAGCUACUGCACAGGUUGCAUUUCAGCAGGCUGAUUUUGCUGGUUGGAACAUUUGGGCUGCUAUCAACAACCGUCCUCUUUUGCCAUUUAGAUUUCAGAAUUUGGGUGAGAUGAUGGUCUUGGGGAGAAACGAUGCAGCAAUUACACCAAGUUUCAUCGAGGGUCUAACAUUGGAGGGUCCUAUUGGUCAUACUGCUAGGAAACUAGCUUACUUGAUCAGGUUACCUACUGAUGAACAUCGUGUUAAAGUUGGAAUCAGUUGGUUGGCAAAAUCUGCAGUUGACUCCAUUGCAACUGUGCAAAGUAAUAUCACCAAAGUCCUUUCGGGUUCUUAAAACUUGAUAUUUUCUGUAAAUAUAUUUAUAUUAACUUAUUUUAUACAUCCGUUUCAUUUGUGCUUUCUAGUCCAUGAGAAAAUAAGAAGACUUUAUUGUACUUUUUUAUGAAUAGUAGUUUUGAAAUUGAAUUUAUAUCAUGC